Medioppia subpectinata is the source of this 401-nucleotide messenger RNA. The record is from the annotation of a GenBank genome assembly. NCBI's taxonomy places the organism in Eukaryota, Metazoa, Arthropoda, Arachnida, Sarcoptiformes, Oppiidae.
UGUCAUUCAUUUGAAAGGCCAUUGAACUCAUAAAACCCGGCGAACGGUAUCGAGAGAUCGGAAAUGUAAUUCAAAAACACGUUCAAACCAAUGGUUAUUCAGUGGUGAAGAGUUAUUGCGGACACGGUAUUCACCGUCUGUUCCAUACGGCCCCACAAGUGCCACAUUAUGCCAAGAAUAAAGCCGUGGGUAUUAUGAAAGCCGGCCAUUGUUUCACAAUAGAGCCGAUGAUAUCGGAGGGCACGUGGAGGGACGAGUGCUGGCCCGACGACUGGACCGCUGUCACCAAAGAUGGCAAGAGAUCCGCUCAAUUCGAGCAAACAUUUCUCGUUACGGACACCGGGUAUGAGAUAUUGACCCGAAGGCGCUCUCACGACGGUUUGCCUUAUUUUAUGGAUUGA